GGCUGGAAGUGGAAGAUGGACCGAUUCAGACCGGAGAUGAGGGUUCGGCCCAAGGUGAAAGUUUCCCCCACGAAAUCGGGGUCCCAGCCCCACUCCCACCUGCUGGUUUGCUCGGUGACGGGGUUUUACCCCUCGGGGAUCGAGAUCCAGUGGCUGAAGAACGGGCAGGAGCAGACGGCCGGGGUGGUGUCCACGGAGCUGCUCCAGAACGGAGACUGGACCUUCCAGAUCCUGGUGAUGCUGGAGAUGAGCCCCCGGCGCGGGGACGUCUACACCUGCCAGGUGGAGCACAUCAGCCUGCGGGGGCCCCUCGCCGUGCACUGGGGAGUGUUCUUCUGACCUUGCUGCCGGGGCCCCCCCUCCCGCGCUGCCCCCGCUCCCCGGCUCCCCCUGCCUCAUUGGCUCGGGGCUGGCAACUGUGGGCGCGGAGCUGAGCAAGCCCAGAGAAAUAGAGAAGU
Messenger RNA from Mauremys reevesii (Reeves's turtle), 458 nucleotides. Its product is annotated as HLA class II histocompatibility antigen, DP beta 1 chain-like. Gene Ontology annotation, biological process: peptide antigen assembly with MHC class II protein complex; antigen processing and presentation of exogenous peptide antigen via MHC class II; immunoglobulin production involved in immunoglobulin-mediated immune response. Gene Ontology annotation, cellular component: MHC class II protein complex. Gene Ontology annotation, molecular function: MHC class II protein complex binding. The transcript has 3 exons. The record is from RefSeq and is a predicted model, not a curated record. Lineage: Eukaryota; Metazoa; Chordata; Testudines; Geoemydidae. The coding region runs from base 16 to 339 and encodes 107 amino acids.